AUAAAUGGAAAAAGAAAAGAAUCCUUAAUCCCAACUUGAUUAUAUAAAGCUGAAGAAAGUUGAUGACAAUUAAUCUGAACUCUCUGGUUUAGCCAACAGUCCACCAAUAAUUAAAGAAAAGCUCAGAAAAUAUGGGGGAUGCUGCCUCAACUAAAUUCACAUGGAAAAUUGACAACUUUUCCAAGUUGGCUGCAAAGAAACUCUAUUCAGACAUUUUCAUUAUCAGAAGAUGUAAAUGGCGUUUGCUUAUUUUACCAAAAGGAAACGUCAAUGCGGAUCAUUUAUCAAUCUAUUUGGAAGCUGCUGAGUCCACAAAUUUGCCAAAUGGUUGGAGCAGAGAUGUUAAUUUUGGCCUAUCAGUAAUUAAUCACUUCAAUAACAAAUCUACAGUGAGAAAAGAUACAAAACAUGUAUUCAAUGCAAGAGAAUGCGAUUGGGGAUUUUCUACUUUCAUUCCUCUCAGCAAACUGAAAGAUACUGCUGCAAGGUAUCUAGUGAAUGAUACACUAACAGUUGAAGCCGAGGUUCAAGUCCAUAGUGUUGUGCAUUACUCUGUGCCCGAACCUGUUAAGGAAGUUAUUAAAGAUGAGCCCAAACUGCCCAAGCCAGUUCAAACUCCUGCAGAUCAACCGACGACGGUUGAACCACCAGCUGCUACGGUAACUGCUAAACCAGUGAAUCAGACUGGAGGAGCAGUUCAAACAGAAGCUCCCAUUAAGAAACAAGAAAUUGUGAAGGAAUCACUUCCGCCUCCUACUAUUGUCGACGAAAAGAAUCUUGCUCGGGAUCCUCCCUCAAUAUCUGUACCAUCCUCCCCAGAUGUAGAGAAAAUUUCUAAGAAUCUCGUGACCGAAAUUUCAAACCGGACAAGGACUCAAAAAUCAAUUCCCAACAAUGAAUUUCCAGUUCCAAGCCAAGCAACUAAUCCUGAACUUGUGCAUCAGAAAAAAGAAGCAUUGCUCGGCUUCUUCAACAUGUCGUUAGAGGCUAUACAACAAGCCAACGCCUUCAGAAAUAUCGAAAGGAUCAUCAUUGAACUCGCUAACAAUACUACGAUCACUUUACAAGAGAAGACAAUUCUUGAAGAUUUAGCUUCACGUUUGACAGAGUUUCAAGAAAGCAUUCCGAACUCUACAAUAGUAACAGAAACUGUGAAAGAUCGCAGAAUCUCUCUAGCGGAAAAAACUGCGAAUCUCAAUUCGAGAUUGGAGAAAAGGCAGAAGGAAAUAAGUUCCUUGGUGGAGAAAUUCUCGAGGCUUUCCGAAGAGGAAGCGAAACUCGAAGCUGAAAUUCAGCGGUUAAUGAUGCGAAAAGAGGAGCUCGUUACGCAGAAGAAAUCCGCUGCAGUUGAGUUGCAGAAAGCGAAUGAAGGAGCGUCUAGAGAGCUUGAAGAAUGGAGAGGUUUAGAAGGGGAAAUCAAGGAGUCUAAUGGAGAAUGGCGUGGAGCUAAGGAGAAAUUAGCAUUAGCUAAUGUGCGUUGGAAAUUGUUUAAAGAGGAUCUUGGUCUUGGAAAUCUUAAUAUUUCGUAAAUAUUUGUGUAAUUGAAUCUUUAUAUGUUUCAUGUAUAUUGUGUUUAUUUUGAAUGGAAUUCAUUUAAGAUUGAUUCUUUUAUGAUACCAUCCGUAUUAUAAGUUCAA
This is a messenger RNA of Mercurialis annua (annual mercury), 1637 nucleotides long. RefSeq lists its product as uncharacterized. The record is from RefSeq and is a predicted model, not a curated record. Gene Ontology annotation, molecular function: protein binding. The transcript has 5 exons. The coding region runs from base 132 to 1529 and encodes 465 amino acids. Lineage: Eukaryota; Viridiplantae; Streptophyta; Magnoliopsida; Malpighiales; Euphorbiaceae.